This is a messenger RNA of Stegastes partitus (bicolor damselfish), 3090 nucleotides long. RefSeq names its product glycerophosphodiester phosphodiesterase domain containing 1 (gene gdpd1). Gene Ontology annotation, cellular component: endoplasmic reticulum membrane. The record is from RefSeq and is a predicted model, not a curated record. Bases 180 to 1133 code for a protein of 317 amino acids. NCBI's taxonomy places the organism in Eukaryota, Metazoa, Chordata, Actinopteri, Pomacentridae. Gene Ontology annotation, biological process: N-acylethanolamine metabolic process; glycerophospholipid catabolic process. Gene Ontology annotation, molecular function: phosphatidylcholine lysophospholipase A1 activity; phosphoric diester hydrolase activity. The transcript is spliced from 11 exons.
AGUGUUUGGUUGCAGCUGUUUGCUGCAGAGCUCAGAGCUGCUGUGGACGAGAGGCCAGUUCAUCACUGUUUCUCCAUACAAAGUAGCUCGCUGAACGUUUUCCAGGACAACAACAACAUAGUCAACAGUAACAGAAAGAGCAACCCGACUACUUUGAUGACAAAGUUGACUGAUAGGAGAUGUGUGCCGCCGUGUAUGUCCUGUCAACGGUAACGGGCUAUGUGCUCACCUCUGCCCUGCUGCUAAAAUGUCCAAAUCUUAUACACCGGAGGAAACGAGGAGCGUUCCUCAGCAAGCACAUUUCACAUCGUGGAGGGGCAGGUGAAAACCUGGAAAACACGAUGGCAGCUUUCAAACAUGCUGUGGAUCUCGGCACAGACAUGCUGGAGUUGGACUGUCACAUAACUAAAGAUGAACAGGUAGUGGUUUCACAUGACGGCAACUUGGAGAGGGCUUGUGGCAUCAACGCCAACAUUUCUGACAUGUGCUAUGCAGAACUCCCUCCAUACCUCUGCAAGCUGGGCGUAACUUUUCAGAGAGAGUGUUUCUGUGAGGGAGGAGAAGACAAACGCAUGCCUCUCCUUCGGGACAUUUUUGAUGCUUUUCCUAAUACCCCUGUCAACAUUGACAUCAAGGUCAACAAUGACACACUCAUCAAGAAGGUCUCUGAGCUGGUUGUUAAAUAUGACAGAGAGCAUCUGACUGUGUGGGGCAACGCCAGAAACCAGAUUGUCAAAAAGUGUUACAAAGAGAACCCUCAAAUUCCAGUGUUGUUCAGCCUUCCCAGAGUACUGCAACUGCUAGGCCUCUUCUACACCGGCCUGCUGCCCUUUGUUCCCCUCAAGGAGCAGUUCCUGGAGAUCCCAAUGCCCUCCAUUAUAACUAAACUAAGGGAUCCUGACAGAUUAACUAGGGGUCAACGAAUCAUCACCUGGCUGGCAGACACUUUGCUGAUGAGGAAAGCUCUGUUUGAGCAUUUAACUGCCAGGGGAAUACAGGUGUACAUUUGGGUGCUGAACGACGACGAGGACUUCCAGAGGGCAUUUGACUUGGGAGCCACAGGAGUUAUGACAGAUUUUCCCACCAGGCUUAAAGACUUCAUGGACAGGAAUGGCAUUUCUAAGCCAGAGUGACCUGCCAAAUCUACCUCGCCCCGCCUCACCAGUGAUUAUCCUUCAAGCUGACUGACCUGCCAAACCAGCCCCCCACAUGAACCCACUUUUACUGCAUGCAUUCCAGCAGGGCUCCUCUCACACUGUGUUUUACAAUUAGUCAGGAUCUCCAACACGCUCUGCACCCACAGCAUUAUUUGAGGCUCCAGUUGUUGUACUUCUGUUGGCAAUACAAACUUUUUCUGCUCUUUCAGUCACAUAAACAACCCACAACGGUACCUGCUAGAGAAUAUUAUCCUUUUUGAGUUGUGCUCCGUGUUCCCACGCUCCACAAACCUGCGCACAAACACACACACACACACACACACACAACAAUACUCAUAUUGCACACUCAUUUAAAACCAUACAAUAUUUUUAAGUAUAUCUAAAAAAAAAAAGAAAUGGGACAAAAUAGCCAUUGAAAUAUUGCGCUUGCUAGUCUUAUGGGUCUUGAAUUUCAUAAUAGAUUCACAACUUUUUUUUUAAAUAGAUGUUUACUUAUGUAAAGACUUUAGCUUUUUUAAUGCUGUUAAAGUCACAGUUUGCAGUAUUACCACAUCAUGAUUCAAAUAUUGUACUUGUAAAAAUAUCCGCAGAUGCAGCUUGAUGUUGGCAUAUUGCUUUUCCCUUUUUCUUGUUACCAGAUCGUCACUUGGCACAUGCAAUAAUAGACUUGUGAGAUGUUUUUAUAUGUGCCAGAUGCCGCCAAACCUUUCCUAUUCUUCUUAAAUAACAGAGCACACACCAAACCUCAACUCAACUGAGUUUAAAAAGAGCAGUGUGACAGCUUAAGUGGGCAGCGCCACUGUUCCACAUCUACAGGACGUUUAAGCAGAAGCAGUUUCAGCUCACCUGUGCACUGUACUGCAAUAACCACUGUUUCUGUAUGCUGUGUCGUAUGUUUACUUGUAGUUGCUUAGUAGCUACAGUCCAAGACAUUGUUGGUCCGAUAAUGAAUCCAAGAGAGAAACUUUGCACAAAAAAAAGAAACUUCAUUUUGUUUGUUUUAGUACCCUUGUCCACCUGUGUCUGUGUGAUUAAAACAGCAUUAGGCUUUAUAUUUAGGAAAUAUUAACAUUUUUGAUAUUUAAAGUAUUUGGCAACCCAGUUGAGGCAGUGAUGCAUGUUGAUGGAUCGCUUCACUGUGGUUAAAAUGCAUUAAAGACAGCCCAUUGUCUAGCCAAUUCCACACUGUGGCGGUGUACAGUAUGAAAGAUCCAUAGGAUUAUCAUACCAAUGACGUCCUCUGAUCCAAACCUGUGACCACGCAGUGAGAGUCCGUAAUGAAUGUAGUAUUGGUUGAAUGUACUGUACGUUGUUCAAUAUUUUACAGUCAGAACAGUAUUGCAGUUUCAUAGAUAUUUGUUUAAUAUGAGUGCUGUGACUGAGUUUAAUCUGCACAUGUCAAUCUGAUGUCCGUUGUUUUCCCCAACUGUUCAUUCAAAAUUAUUGUUCUUUGAGAGACUUGAUCAACCAAUCAUAUUUCAGAUAUUGGAAGUAUUUUUAUGACAUUAUCUGUGCUGUGCUGAGUGUACUUUCUUUUUUUGCAUGCCUCUAAAGAAGCUAUUGUAUUUAAACAUGUUGUGAACCAGUUUGUGGGACUUGGUUGUUUGGACUUAUCAAAAUACCUUAUCCCACAUACAAGAUGUCAUAUGAUUUCCUGUGAGUUAAUUAAAAAGUACAUUUUCUUUUGUACCAGUAAACAUAAAUAAAUUGCUAUAUAUAUAUGUAGUGUGUAUGUGUGGUAGAAUACCAGCUUUCUAACGUUGUUUUUGAUCACUUCGAACUAUAAUCAUAUAGUUUCUAUAAUCAAGUAUUUGGUAACCAACCGACAGAAGGUGGCGCUGCAGACUGGACUGACUUCAGGUGUUUUUCAUUUAACGGAAAACUUGAUGAUGCUGAACAUGUUUUGUGACAAUAAAAUCAUCCGCAAAAACGA